Molecule: messenger RNA, 1083 nt
Organism: Rotaria socialis
Lineage: Eukaryota; Metazoa; Rotifera; Eurotatoria; Philodinida; Philodinidae
Source: the annotation of a GenBank genome assembly
AUGAUCACGAAUCGUAAUCUAAUCGUAUUGCUUGCAUUUUCUUUUGUUCCACUGAUUAAUAUUUGUGAAGCAGUCAGUACUAAAAUGCCAGCAAUUUACUAUGGUAAUCAAGGCUGGGCUAUGAACGACAUUCAAUCUUUUUCAUCAUGGGUCGGCAAACAUCCAAUAGUGAUAUUACUGUUUACUGAUUGGUGUAAUGGAUCAAUGUAUAAUUUGUUCAAUUAUCAAUUAAAAAAUAUAUGGGGUAAUGGAAGUAUUCCAGCAAUCACAUGGGAAGCUUUUAAGUGUGGUGGUAGCAGUCAACCGGGUAUAAUGAGCCUAGUUCGAAAUCAUACUUACGAUACAUAUAUAAAUCAAUUUGGGGACUAUUUGGCAGCAUGGCUCGCCGGCAUGGAUGGUGUUUUAGGAAAUAGUGAUGACCGAAGAGCUUAUCUACGAUUGGCUCAUGAAAUGAAUGGGAAUUGGUAUCCGUGGUCGAUUGGUUCAACUCCACAAGAUUACGUUUGGGUAUGGCAUUAUAUACAUGAUUUAUUCGUGAAUAAAAGUUUAGAUUCGACAAGACUUCAAUGGAUUUGGUGCGUGAAUAAUGUUGAUGUUGGUAGUUACACAGCUGAAAAUUAUUGGGUUGGAGAACAUUAUGUUGAUUGGAUGGGAAUUGAUGGUUAUAAUAUUGGUACAAGUCAAAGUUGGAGUUCCUGGUUAAAUCCAAAUCAAAUAUUCGAUAGUAUGAUUGCAAGAUUACAAAAUUUAUCUUCAACAAAACCGAUAUGUAUUAACGAAUAUGCUUCUACAAGUUUAGUCACAGGAAACAUAUCAAAUAUAACAGCGAAAUAUGAUUGGCUUCAACAAUUCUGUACAUAUAUCAAUAAUAAACAAAUUAUAAUGACUUCAUAUUUCAACAUAGAUAAAGAGACUGAUUGGGCAAUAUUCGGUGGCGUUCGGGGAGAUAGUUUCUUUGGUAACCACAGUGCCUACACUGCAUAUCGAGAUUGCCUUCAAUCUAAUGAUUGGAUAAUAAUCAAUAGUACAAAUCCAAGACUUAUUAGUGAUGAAGAAUUCUCUGGUACAGGUAAGUGUAAUUGA